GAACCGAGGACGGGGCGGCCACCCAGCUCCGCGGGCCCCGCCCUCGGCCGCUGACGUCACCACAUUCCCGCCGCGACUCCUCCCGCCGCCGCCGCCGCCGCCGCUGCAGCCGCUGCAGCCGCAGUGACAGGCAAACCCGGCGGGUGACGGGAAGUGCGGGCCGCGGGCGCGGGAGGGAGGUGACAGCAGCCACGCGGGGAAGAUGGCUGAGGACUUCGGCUUCUUCUCGUCGUCGGAGAGCGGGGCCCCCGAGGCCGCCGACGAGGACCCGGCGGCCGCCUUCCUGGCCCAGCAGGAGAGCGAGAUUGCUGGCAUCGAGAAUGACCCGGGUUUCGGAGCACCUGCCGCCAGCCAGGUGGCCUCUGCGCAGCCGGGACUCGCGAGCGGGGCUGGCUCAGAGGACAUGGGGACUACCGUCAAUGGAGACGUGUUUCAGGAGGCUAAUGGGCCUGCCGAUGGCUAUGCUGCGAUUGCCCAGGCAGACAGGUUGACUCAGGAGCCUGAGAGCAUCCGGAAGUGGAGAGAGGAGCAGAAGAAGAGGCUGCAGGAGCUGGACGCUGCCUCGAAGGUGACUGAACAGGAGUGGCGGGAGAAGGCCAAAAAAGACCUGGAGGAGUGGAACCAGCGCCAAAGUGAACAGGUUGAGAAGAACAAGAUCAACAACAGGAUCGCUGACAAAGCGUUCUACCAGCAGCCAGACGCUGAUACCAUUGGCUAUGUGGCAUCGGAAGAGGCUUUUGUGAAAGAAUCCAAGGAGGAGACCCCAGGCACAGAGUGGGAGAAGGUAGCCCAGCUGUGUGACUUCAAUCCGAAGAGCAGCAAGCAGUGCAAAGAUGUGUCCCGCCUGCGCUCGGUGCUCAUGUCCCUGAAGCAGACACCACUGUCCCGCUAGGUGCCCAUCAUGACAAUGGCCGCGGAGCACAUGGGCCUUGCUGGGGCAGAGGAGCAGCUGUUUCAGCCAGGGUGGAACUUCCUCUGGCAGCUGCCACACACACAGCCUGUUCUGUUCCUCUGAGUCUCUGGGAGCUGGGAAGUGGGACCCUUACCCCUUUCACCCUUCCCCACUCCUUCCUGGCCCCCUGUCCCAGCCCCUCAUGGCUCCUGUCAGCCCACUUGGUUGUGACUGUCCUUCCUGAUGUAUUUUUCUUGGCUUAAAGGGUGUGUUAACUCUUUUUACACUUAUUUAUUAGUAUCCUCAUUUCUCUGGAAGCUGCACCUGGUGUCAGGGAUCACAUAGAACUUUCCUAGCUUCAUGUCCUUAAAAGGUUGAGGAUGCACUCUUGGGAGCCCAGGAGCUUGCAGCUGGAAGCAUGAACUCCAAGCUGUCUGUGUCUGCCCUCCAGGAGAAAGGCAAACUUCCACAGGACAGGUCUGCAACCUUGCUCUCUCUGAUUCUUUAACCAGUCUGAAGGCAGGGCCUCUGCUGUCCUCAUACAGAGCUGAGAAAUCUAAGGCUCCCCAAACAGAACUGGCUUUUGUGUAGAAAGGAAGUGCUGCCAGCAUGCUCUAAGGCUGUGUCUAGGCCUGAGUAAGGAUGGUGAAUAUGGCAUCUGCCCAGCCUUCUACCUUGAGAGUUACCAGCGCCCUCUAAGACGUGUAGACCUGCUUCAAUACAGAUGUGCUUCCCUCUUCAGCUAUUCGCCCCUGUGGACUUAGGAUAAGCAACAGUGACCACACCUUCUUCCCCUUCAGCAGAGGCCAUAAAACAGGACAUUUAAGCCAUUAUGAUCUACAUGGUGUUUGAAAAGAUUUGGAUAAAUGCCAACAGUAUUAGCUCCCUAAGAUUGCCAUUAAAAAGUACUGAGAGCCG
Mastomys coucha (southern multimammate mouse) is the source of this 1810-nucleotide messenger RNA. It is a transcript of the gene Cltb, whose product is annotated as clathrin light chain B. Gene Ontology annotation, biological process: clathrin coat assembly; intracellular protein transport; clathrin-dependent endocytosis. Bases 203 to 892 code for a protein of 229 amino acids. The record is from RefSeq and is a predicted model, not a curated record. Lineage: Eukaryota; Metazoa; Chordata; Mammalia; Rodentia; Muridae. The transcript has 6 exons. Gene Ontology annotation, cellular component: plasma membrane; postsynaptic endocytic zone cytoplasmic component; clathrin coat of trans-Golgi network vesicle. Gene Ontology annotation, molecular function: structural molecule activity; clathrin heavy chain binding.